Messenger RNA from Prinia subflava (tawny-flanked prinia), 3724 nucleotides. It is a transcript of the gene SRFBP1, whose product is annotated as serum response factor binding protein 1. Gene Ontology annotation, cellular component: nucleus; 90S preribosome. The transcript is spliced from 8 exons. Gene Ontology annotation, biological process: maturation of SSU-rRNA. The record is from RefSeq and is a predicted model, not a curated record. Bases 552 to 1859 code for a protein of 435 amino acids. NCBI's taxonomy places the organism in Eukaryota, Metazoa, Chordata, Aves, Passeriformes, Cisticolidae.
CUGUUUUGUCAUGGUGGGGAGCGAGCAAGCUCUACAGGUACGCCAGCGGUCGUAGCUUACUCCUGCAACGCAUUCCACUCAGCAGCAACAAGGAGAGAGAAGUAAGAACCCCAAAAUAUUUCUAAGAUUAUAAACUAGUCGUAGGGGCAGAGGCCACUUCACUUUAAGGAUUUACAAGCGUACACGUCCUGCGGCUUUGGACUCAGCCAGCGCGCCCGCGUUGCCAUCCACGCUGCAGCGCAGGGCACCACGCCGCGCUCCCGUGCUCCAGGUUUCACCCCGGCCGGGGCGAGCCCUUCAGCAGCGGCCCAGACGCCUCGGGUAGGCCGCGCUCGGGAUCCGCCCCCUGCCCAGGCCGCUCAGCACGCGGACCUCCCGGCAAAAAACCCAAUCCGAGCUCUUUAACCCCGUUUUUGAACGAGGGCUCCGGGGCGGGCCGGGGCGGCAGCGGCCCCUCGGCGCCUGCGCGCGGUUUCGGUUCGUGCGGCGGCGUGGGGAGCGCUCGGGGCGGCCCGGGCACGGCGCGGCCUGCGGGGCUCGGCGGCGGCGCCAUGGCUCCCAUACUGAACCUCAACAACGAGGUUGUGAAGAUGAGAAAAGAUGUGAAGAAGGCCAGAGUCCUCACUAUCCGCAGACUAACCAGACACAUUGGGAAAUUAAAAUCGAAAAAGGGUUCAGAAGACUUGAAAUUAAAGAACCAAAAACGAGUUGAGAGAUUAAUAGAAGAAAUCCAUGCCAUGAAGGAAAUAAAACCAGAUGAAGUUACUAGACUUGCUCUUAGGACAGAAGUUAAUUUUGAAAGUGUCUGCAAAAAGCCAAACUGUACUGCAGCUGAGCGAGCCAUGGCAAGACUUGCUACACACCCCACCUUAAAGCCCAGAUUUGUUGAACUUAAAGCUGCUGUUAAAGCUUUUAAGGAUGCAAGAAAGAACCCAGACAAAGCCACUCCUGUGAAAAAGGAUCAGUCAGAAGAACAGCCUAAAUCAGCACAACAUUCCAACAGCAGCUCGGAUGAACAAGCUUGUAAGCGGCCUCAAAAACAGCAAGGAUGUGAACAUAAAACAAAAUCAGGCAUGAAAACAGAAACUGACAAGGUUGAAAAGCUCUAUGAGAGUGAAUCUGAACAGAAAACUGUGGAAAUGGAGAGAGCAUAUGCUCCAGAAGAACCUUCAUUUCAGGCAGUAGAAAUGCAAACAGUUACUCAAAACAAAACAGGAAAGAAACUUGACUGUCAAAAAAGGAAAGAAAAUAUGAGUAUGAAAAAAUUAAAUGCAAUAAAAGAAAUAAUUGAUGAUAGUGAUCAAGAGCAUCCCAAUGAAAAGGAGUACUUCGAUGAUAGUACUGAAGAGAGGUUUUAUAAUGAGUCAUCAGAUUCUGACAGUGACAGCAAUGAUGAUUUCUUCAUUGGCAAAGUAAAAAAAAAGAAAAAACCUGCAGUUAAUAAUUUUUCUUCAACAAAAGGGAAGGGUAGUGUUCAGAAAAAUGUAAGGAAGACAGAAAAGAGCACAGUGUCUGGGACAGCACAAAAUUUUAUCAUGGAAGAGAAAAAGCUACUUGCAAAAGCAAGCAAGCUGGAGUCAGUGUUCUGCAGUUCUUUGUCUACCACCAAUCAGAAAUCUCAGAACAGAAGAAAUACUAAAGACCAGCCUCUCAAAAAUGAGAGAACAGGUUUUCUUAAAAAGGAAACAAAGCUCAACAAGAAACCAUCUGCAAAAGCUUCAGGGGGUAUUAACUGCAACAAUAAGAAAGCAUGUUUGGAGCAGCCUCUUCAUCCUUCAUGGGAAGCAAGCAGGAGACGCAGAGAGCAAAUGUCUCAAAUUACAGCAUUCCAGGGGAAAAAGAUUAAAUUUGAUGACUAGACUACAUGUAAAUGGAAGUUUAAAAAAAUUUCUUUUGCAACUGCUGUUUGAACAUCUUUUUCCAUUGUCCAUAUCCUUUGCAACCUAAAAAAUUGCAACUAUUAUUUACCAUCUUAGAAUAUCAAGAUUGUUUCAUUCAUUUUAUGUACUGUCUGUUGAUUAAUGUAAUAGCCAUUUGAUGUUGGUUCAUAAGUGCCAUUAUGUAGUGCUACCAUUCGUGAAAUAUACCCUAACCUGAAAAAAGGGUUUUUAGGAACAUAAUUUGUGCCCUGCAGGAACAGUACAGAUUCUUUGGAGGGGGACUUUGGUUUUUUGUAUGUAAAAAAAAAUGUACUUUAUAUGAGAAUCUGGUUGUCAAAAGAAAAGUUCUGUAUUGUCACAUGCAACUGAGACAAAUAAAAGAUUCUUAAAGAGACUUCAUAAAUACAUCAGUGCAUUGGGUAGCUGGAAACGUCAAUCAGUUCAGGCAUAAUGUGUAAAUUUCUGGAGAGAAUAAAAUAUUGUGCUUUUAAAUUGUGAUCUCUGUCCUCUGAUUAUACUGCCAGUUUGAAGAAAAGGAGUCUUCAAUACUUUGUUCUAGUAGAUAUGUCUGGAUUCUUCAAAAUGUGUGUCUUGCACUUUCUGAAAGAAUGUGAAAACCUGAAGAGACUUUGUACAUACACUAAGAAAUGUUUGACUUCUAAGUGCCAGUCUGACAAUGGAAGUUCAUCUUGUUAGCGUAGGAAAACAUAUAACCACACGAAGGCGAUCAUAUGCGGUUCUUUAUUCAAGCGCGCGGGACACCGGGGUGAUAAUACACCCAAAUCUGAUGUCCGAAGGAUACAGAGUCGAUUCGUGAUUUUUAUAGUUUAAAUUAUACACAUGUUAACUAACCCCCACCCCUAGAUACUGAUUAUCCUAUUCCUUAGUUACUAUCUUAAAUCAUACCUACGCUUCUACCCUGAUCCACACUUGAUUUGGUUAAAACAAUAGCAUGGAGCUGUUUACAGAAGCUGACGCUUGUUCCAAGCUAGCUGCGUCAAGUUCCAGUUGUACGUUCUCUACUUUCCUCCCCCUACACAUUACUCAAUCCAGAAAUUAUAUUUUUUAACCCUCCACCAACAUUCCCCCCUUUGAAAGUAUUUUCACUCUAAUAUACUAAGUGUAAAUGCUUUCACUUAAUACAGUCCAUUAGGCUUCAGAGUUCAUACUGGAUGUUCAUCUUCAAAUCCUCUGUUGUCAUAGGCUUUGUCCGGGAUGUUGUUGCGGAUUGAAGGUGCUGGGUUCCGUGCCAAUGCCUUCAUUAUGGUCCUGUUCCAAGAUGCCUUUUUCUGUAUCUCUCUUUUCAGGAUUCUGUAAACUAACUAAAUUACUAAAAAUAUAAUCAGUAAAAUUAUCAGAUUUUCAAGGAUAGACUUUAUCCAUGAACUCACAUUCCAUCCUAAUCUUUCAAAGAUUUUACCUAACCAGCUAGUAGCUAAAUCUUUUUGUUCUUUUUGUGCCUCAUGCUCUAUUUGUUUUAACUGACUGAUGUCAUGUUCUACAUCUGCAGUUACAUUUGGGAUGUGGAUGCAGCAAUGGUCGAUUUGUCCCUUUAAAUAUCCACACACUCCGUGUUCUUUCAAAAGUAACAUAUCUAAAGCCAAACGAUUUUGCAGGGUCAUUUUGGUGGUGGCCUGUAAUUGCACAUUGAGUUCCCCAAAUCCCUCUCGUGUGAUUCUUGCUAAUCUGUCUACCUGACCUGUGAGUCUAUAUAGCAUUUCUCUAUUUCGAUAAUUUGCAAUGGGACCAAACAAGGAUUCUAGGGCCUACCCAAUCUUUACUCCACUAGAGGGUUCCUUCCAAGUGUCAUCUGGGUUCUUGUCUUCUGAGACAUCUCGCUUUGC